AUGGUCAUCGCAACGGGUCGAGAUAUCGGCAGCGUCAAGUCCCGCAAGCGAGCCUCUGACGACUCUGCGGACAGCUUUCCCAAGCGGCCCAAAAUUGGUGGCAAGACUGACCUCACAAGAUGGCGAAUGAGGGACGACGAGAGUCGCCAUACGUGGCACUAUCUCGAGGACGACAAGGCAGCUGAGGAGUGGCCGCAGAGCUUUGCUGAAAAAUGGUAUCUGAAUCUGCCCACGGAUCUCCCCGCUCUGCCGAAAGCCACUACACCGCUCGAAUCCGCCGAGAACGGCCUUACCUUCUUCGAAAAGCUCCAAUUGCCCUCUGGCCACUGGGGCUGCGAGUACGGCGGUCCCAUGUUUCUUCUGGUGGGCGUUGUCGUUGCUUGGUACGUGACGAAGACGCCCAUCCCCGACGCCUACGCGACCGAGAUCAAGAACUACCUCACUGCACGGGCGCAUCCCAAAGAUGGCGGCUGGGGACUACACAUUGAAGGAGAGAGCACAGUCCUCGGUACCGCUAUGAACUACACCGUCCUUCGACUCGUUGGCGUGGACCCUGAGGAGCCCAUCAUGGUCAAGGCCAGAGCAACUCUGCACAAGCUGGGCGGCGCAGUGAAUGCCCCUCACUGGGGUAAAUUCUGGCUGGCAGUCCUGGGCGUAGUGGAAUGGGAUAUCGUGAAUCCUGUGCCUCCUGAAAUCUGGCUGCUGCCCGAUUGGGUCCCAAUUGCUCCGUGGCGAUGGUGGAUUCACAUUCGACAAGUGUUUUUGCCUAUGGGUUACAUUUAUUCCAAGAGAUGGAGCUCUGAAGAGACGGAUGAGAUCCGGGGCUUGAGGGAGGAGCUAUUCGUCACGCCCCAUGCAGAGAUCAACUGGGCGAGCCACAGAAAUAGCAUUGCGCCUAUUGACAACUACAACCCAAAGUCAUGGCUGCUCAACACUGUCAAUUGGGUUUUGGUCAAUGUUUACAAUCCAUACCUCCGCUUCAACUUCCUCAAAGAACGAGGAGAGCAAUGGGCAAGUGAGCUUAUCGACAUGGAAGAUGCGAAUACAGACUAUGCGGGCUUAGCACCGGUCAAUUCUCCGAUGAAUAUGAUUGUACGCUAUAUCCGGGACGGCCCAGAUGCGUACAGUGUACGGAGGCACAGGGAGCGACUGGAAGAAUUCUUGUGGGUCAAGGAUGAGGGAAUGCUAUGCAACGGCACAAACGGCGUCCAAUGCUGGGAUACUGCUUUCGCAAUCCUGGCUGUUGUUGAGUCGGGGCUGCACGACAAGGAGCGCUGGCGACCUAUGCUGUUGAAGGCGCUUCAGUAUUUAGAGCGCCAGCAGAUCAGAGAAAACUGCAAAGACCAAGAGAAAUGCUACCGACAACCCCGAAAAGGUGGCUGGCCAUUUAGCAACAAGGAUCAGGGAUAUGGUGUCAGCGAUUGUAUCUCGGAAGCGCUCAAGGCUGUCAUCUUACUGCAAAAGACAGAGGGUUACCCACAGCUUCUUGAAGAUCAGCGAAUUUUCGAUGCCGUUGAUACGCUAUUGCUCUAUCAGAACGACAAUGGCGCGGUCUCAUCAUACGAGCAGCGAAGAGGUAGCGAGUACUUGGAGUUGCUCAACGCGGCGGAAGUAUUUGGCAGGAUCAUGGUUGAAUACGACUAUCCCGAAUGCACAACAGCAUGUGUCACAGUGCUGUCCCUAUUCCGCAAGCACUGGCCCGAAUACCGAACUGACGAUAUCAAUCUGUUCAUCAAGAGAGCUACCAACUGGAUCAAGGGCCACCAAAGGCCUGACGGCAGCUGGUAUGGCAGCUGGGGAAUUUGCUUUACUUAUGCCGGAAUGUUUGCGCUGCAAAGCAUGGCUGCUAUCGGAGAAAAUUAUUCCAACAGCCAAAUUGCCAAGCGAGGCUGCGAUUUUCUCAUUUCAAAGCAGCGCGAAGACGGUGGAUGGUCUGAGAGCUAUCGGGCUUGUGAAACCAUGACAUACACUGAGCAUGAAUCGGGAUCUCUUGUCGUGCAGACGGCAUGGGCCCUGAUUGCCUUGCUCGAGGCAGAUUACCCCGACAUGGAGCGAAUCAAGAAAGGUAUUAAGCUCAUCACCGACCGACAACAGGCAAAUGGCGAGUGGCUGCAGGAGAGCAUUGAGGGCGUUUUCAACAAAUCUACCAUGAUUUCCUAUCCAAACUACAAGUACACGUUUACGAUCAAGGCGCUGGGGCUGUUUGCCAAGAAGUAUCCAGACGAGAAGCUAUAA
This is a messenger RNA of Trichoderma gamsii, 2235 nucleotides long. Its product is annotated as lanosterol synthase. Gene Ontology annotation, biological process: ergosterol biosynthetic process; triterpenoid biosynthetic process. The coding region runs from base 1 to 2235 and encodes 744 amino acids. The transcript has 3 exons. The record is from RefSeq and is a predicted model, not a curated record. Gene Ontology annotation, molecular function: lanosterol synthase activity. Gene Ontology annotation, cellular component: lipid droplet. NCBI's taxonomy places the organism in Eukaryota, Fungi, Ascomycota, Sordariomycetes, Hypocreales, Hypocreaceae.